Molecule: messenger RNA, 1332 nt
Organism: Cheilinus undulatus (humphead wrasse)
Lineage: Eukaryota; Metazoa; Chordata; Actinopteri; Labriformes; Labridae
Exons: 6
Coding region: 102-902 (266 amino acids)
Source: RefSeq, a predicted model, not a curated record
GAGCCAAAAAGGUAGAGAACUAAUAACCCGAGGUUCGCCAUCAUUCUUAGCCUUAUUUCAAUGGGUUUUACGUAAAAGCGAAUAUCGUAUGAAAUGUGAACAUGGAAGUCUGUAAGGACAACGAACAAGGACACCCAGUGAAGCCCAAAGUGCCUUCAAAGAGAAUAAGGAAGGGUCUUUCUGAGAAGGCCAAGAUAGCGAAGCGAGAGUCUGACAGACUGAGAGCGAAGAACAGAGUCAACCUGGGCCGGGCGCACGGAGUCUGGAAACAAAUACAAGAAGAGCAUGGCUUCAAAACCGAUGCUGAUGUGGCUUUCUUUCUCAUAAAUAUAUAUCUUCAGUCCAAGUCACAAGCUCAACUGGAUUCUCAGAUUCUAAAUGGGCAAUCUUCAAGUCAGACAUGUGAGAGCGCACAUUUUGAAUACCAGUUGAGCAUGAGUUCUCAGAGCGAAGAUGAACAGGAGGAUUCUACUGCUCCCUCUGAAGAGUCAGUGAUCAACAGAACGGACUCUGAGAAAAAGGAUUCUACAAGUCAAGACAUGAGAACUGAGGAUGACGACUCGACAACUAGCCAGCCAGAAAAUAAAGCUGUUGAAGGAAAUAAGGAUGAAGAUUAUAACACUUCAUUAAUCGUUGGAGACGGCCUUCACUUUGUUGAUUUGGCUAGCUCGUCAGAGUUCAUCGUUGAUGAAGAGUGUAUCCUCAAACUGUUCAAGUCAUGUCGGAAAUGUAACAGACAAUGUCGAGUAACAAAACGGGUCAAAGGACUGAAGCUGGUUGUAAGCCAGGCCUGCUGUUACUGUGAAAAUCGUGCUAAGUGGACUAACCUGCCUGAUGACAGCAGUGGAUUCCCAAUAAAUGGAAAACAGACGAUACAUGGACAAAUCAGCUCUGUGAUGUAGAGCAAAACCAACGAGAGGAUUUCAUCCCUGAACUGAAACUCCAGUUUGACUGUGAUUGUGCUACAAUAACACUGAACCUGUUUUUUUUUUUUUUUAUCAGCUGGACUCGUGUUUUUUUUGCUCCGCUGUGGAGUUGAACAGUUUUUUUCUUCACUUUGUUUUAAUUUGCUGACAUCAUGAACACACAAACCAUGUGAUGCAUGCACAAGGUCACCUCAGCAGGCAUCAUAUGUCUGUAAGCAUUGUCCAUACAGCUGCAAAGGGAAAGAAAUACUUGAAUUCGAUUUAGAAGUUUGAUUACUAUCAAUUUUCAGAAGUUUUAACAACAAAACACUAGCAAUAAGGAAAACUUUUUUAAUGCAGGCAGUCAUUUGAUCUUUCCUAUCAUUGUCAGUUUGCAGCUCUAUAAAAAUAUAUCUGUUCAAGAAGG